AUGUCUCCAUUAAUAUCAUUCCCAGAAAUCACUCUCAUGAUGAUUCCAUUGACGACGACCCUUCUCAUACUCUUACCUCCUCUUAUAAUUUUCCUUCUCUCCAAACACUACUUACUCAAAUCUAAAUCACCACCAAUUCCACCGGGCCCGUUUCGAUGGCCGAUUGUUGGCAACCUUUUUCAAAUAGGGCCCAAUCCUCAAGUGACCUUAGCACGCUUUGCCAAAACCUACGGCCCUGAUCUUUUCUCCUUCAAACUCGGUACCAAACUCGUCGUCGUCGGAUCAUCUCCGCCGGCAGCCAUGGCCAUUCUAAAGACCCAUGAUCGAAAUCUUUGUGCUCGGUUCGUUCCUCAUGUUGCACCCUCCAAGUGUCUGAAAAAUUACGAUUCUACCAUCGGCUGGGUCGAUGAAUGCAAUGAAAGUUGGAAGAACUUGCGUACUUUCUCUCGAACUGAGCUAUUCUCUGCGAAAGCUAUCAACUCCCAAGCUUGGAUAAGAGACCAGAAAGUCAACGAAACGGUGAAGUUCGUGGCCAAACACAUGCAAGGAAAGGCAGUCAAAGUUCGAGAGAUUGCUUUUGGUGCAGUGUUGAAUAUGAUGGGAAAUAUUCUGGUCUCCAAAGAUAUGAUUGACCAAUCUCAAGAAAGCUUGAAAGGGGAGCUUUGUGAGGUCAUGAACAAGAUAACGGACGUUGCUUCUUCUCCAAAUAUAUCUGACUUUUAUCCUAUUUUGGGUUCCUUUGAUCUUCAGAAUCUUCAAAAGAGGUCCAUGGAAUUGUUUGAUAGGAGUUGCCAGCUUUGGGAGGCAAUCGUCCAGGAAAGGAAAGCUUCUGAAACCUCCCCAUGCCCACCUGAUUUUCUUGAUGCUCUCAUUAAAAAUGACUUUUCCACCGAUGACAUAAAUGUGAUUUUUAUGGAAUUUUUUGGUGCGGGAACAGAAACUAGUAGCUCAAUAGUAGAAUGGACAAUGGCAGAGCUAAUACAAAACCCCAGAUGCAUGAAGAUAGUUCAAGAGGAACUUGCAAAAGAAAUUGGCCCAAAUAAUGUUGUGAAAGAGUGUGAUCUUCCCAAGUUGACAUAUCUUCAAGCCUGUAUAAAAGAAAUCUUAAGGUUACACCCAGUUGGGCCUCUUCUUCUUCCUCACCGAGCUAUUGAGUCAUGCACAGUCAUGAACUACACCAUACCAAAGGACUCUCAGAUUUUAGUCAACGUUUGGGCCGUCGGACGAGACCCCAGUUUGUGGGAAGAGCCGUUGGUGUUCAAACCCGAGAGGUUUCUGAACUCGAGCUUGGAUUUCAAAGGGAAUAACUUUGAGUACUUUCCAUUUGGCUCGGGAAGGAGAAUUUGUCCUGGAAUGCCUAUGGCUGCUAAGCAGAUUCCUUUGAUUGUGGCUGCUUUAAUCCAUUCUUUCGAUUGGUCACUUCCACAAGGAAAGAAUCUCAACGACAUUGACAUGACUGAGAAAUAUGGAAUCGCCAUGCGGAUGGAGAAACCUCUUGUUCUUGUUCCUAAAGCUAAGAUUAAUAUCAUCAUAUAAUCCCACACAAUUUAUAUAUAUAUAUAUAUAUAUGUUGGAGUUAUAGUGAUGGAGUGGAUGAUCAAGUUUAUGUUCUUGUAAAAUGCAUGUA
This is a messenger RNA of Humulus lupulus (European hop), 1627 nucleotides long. RefSeq names its product probable (S)-N-methylcoclaurine 3'-hydroxylase isozyme 2. Gene Ontology annotation, molecular function: heme binding; iron ion binding; monooxygenase activity. The transcript is spliced from 2 exons. Bases 1 to 1536 code for a protein of 511 amino acids. The record is from RefSeq and is a predicted model, not a curated record. NCBI's taxonomy places the organism in Eukaryota, Viridiplantae, Streptophyta, Magnoliopsida, Rosales, Cannabaceae.